This is a messenger RNA of Caenorhabditis auriculariae, 8001 nucleotides long. NCBI's taxonomy places the organism in Eukaryota, Metazoa, Nematoda, Chromadorea, Rhabditida, Rhabditidae. The record is from the annotation of a GenBank genome assembly.
AUGAAUGAUCCGGGUCCAUCUGAUACGAAUAAUCCGCUUGAAGAUGAUAUAGGUUAUCUUUUUAAAAAAACUAACGUAAUAUCUAAAUGUUUAGUUCUCCUCGAUAAUGCUGCCGUGCUCGAAAAAAGAGUUUCUAAGCGAGGUAAAUUUCCCAAAAGUUUUUAUUUUUUUUUGAUCAAAAUGACAUUCAGCGAAUUCCCUGCCGGUUUCUGAUGAAAGGGUGAAGAUUCACAGAAAGGCCGCUUUUUGUUUUAGGUUAUUUCAAUAUAUCUAAUUUUUUUCUCUUAUAAUUUUUUUCAGGGCAAAACAAACUUCAGAAGCGAUUCCCCAUGGUGAUUCCAGUGAUGAGGAUUGCGUUAUAAUCGAAGGUAUGAAUAAUAAAAAAGGAUAUUAGAAGCGAAAAUUUCUUGAAGCUGAUAAAUUUUGCAGCAUUUUUCACGUGAAACUAUAAGUUUUCUCGAAGUUUUGAAAGUGGAACAUUUCGGAAAAAGCGUUUUAACUAAAUUAAUUGCCAGCUUGGGACGAAAAUUGUGAUAAUUGCUUCUAAAUCUCGACUUUUGGCUCAUUUUUUCGCGAAUCGUCCGAAAAAAUAAAUUUGGUGCUUCCACUAGUGUUUUUGCAAGUGGAAAUUCGUUUUUCCGUCCAAAAAUUGCGAAUAUGCAAAGCUUUUUAACUUUUGAGAAAGUCCAAUAAAACGUCGGAUAGAACUCUCAUAAUCCGUUAAAAUAAGCCCUUUUGGGGGCUUUAAGGUCUCAUUCCUCGAAAAAUAGGGAGCUGUGCAGGUUGAAACUCUCCGAAUCCUUUUCUGGUACAUCAAAGCUGUUUUGGCCAAUUUUCAAGAAGAUCCUUAUCCUAUAUUAAAAUAAAAAAAAUAGUCGUAAACUCAAACGACCCGCUUAAGAAAAAAAAAAGGUUACUUUAUCUAAGCAUAUCUAAGCUUAUAUUACAUCCCUUAGACAGAAUGAUACUGAAAAAAAGUUGAUUGAAUAAAAAAAAAAGUACAACGAAAACCUCUCCAAUUAUGAAAAAAAUGAAUAAAAAGUUUUUUCAGAGUUGACAACCGUAAAGGUCAGUUUCUUUCCUAUUUCUUCUAUGGUUUUUUUUUUCAUUGAUCGAUUUUUGGUUUUUCCAUUCAUUUGUGAAACGAUGAGAAAGAAGAUUUCCAGAAAUCUGAGAAAACACCGUGCCAAAUAAAUGCCGAUCGCGACGCGGCCUUGAAAAGAUACCGAGGCAUACAGGAGGUCCGGAAAGCGGAUAAAAUUCGGAUGAGAGAGGUUUUUAAUCGAAAUUAUUGUCAUAAGACAUCGAAAAGAGUGAUAGGUAACAGUAGAAGUGAUAUAAGUCUAGGAUUCCCAAAUACAAAUUCAGAACUAGCUUAAAAGACUACAUCUACAUUGCGUUCAAUAAGGAUAGGACCCCCCUCGAUUUUGGACAUUCUGGCAAAAUACGGAAAGAUAUCAAGAAUUGGUAGGUGCCAUUCGAUUCAGAGUACAAAAUAACCCUCAGAGCCAAACUUUCAUUAUCCUAGCACUUUUCCUACGAAAAUUCCAUCGAAAAAACGAUUUUUUGACCGUUCAAUAAGGAUAGGACCACUUGGAAAUUUUUGACUUUCAUUGGAAUUUUUUGGUCAAUUUUUUUCUUUUUGAUGAGGGGUUUUUUUGUUCUCAUAUUAUUUGUUUUCAAUUUUUUUCUAAGGUUUUCCUUUCAUAUCUUCCAGGUUUUAAAAAUAUUUUUAUAUUGAAAAAUAGGGAAAAAAAUGACGUUUUUUUGAGCUUGCAUCAAAAAUAUUUGAGCGAGUGAUUUUUUUAGUACUUUGAAUGAACUUAUCUUAUUAAAAGAGACAUUUUAACGUUCAAAAAAACAAAAAAAAUUUGAAAAACAUUGCUUUAAAAGUUAGAAAACCAGUUACAAGAUGGUGCAUCGUGACCAAAUUUCAGACAGUCGUCGUUUUCGACCGUUUUUCUUUCUGUAUGUAGUCGGAAUGGCGGUGUACUUUUUUUAAAGGAUUUGUGAAGGUGCUCCCAUCACAAAAAGACACUUAGUUGGAUUGGAUAAAAAUUGGCGAUCCUCGGAAAUCAAAGGAAUAAACACCCUUCCGACUGCUACUCGAACUUUUUGCGGUACUGUAUAAAUAAAUCAUAUAAAAAGUUUUAUUUCUGAUAAAAAUUUGUUGUAUUGCACGUUUUAAUUUUUGUUUUAUUUAGUCGACAAACUAAAAACCCGCCAAACGCUCUAUUUGAAACAAUACCUUCGAUAAGCUCAGGUACCAAUUUCUCUCCACAUUUUCUCGGCAUUGUACGUAGUGAAUGAAAUUUUUUUAGAUUAUCUUGUUGAUGAAUUAUGCUCAUAGCACCUUCGCGAAUUCUCGAAAAAAAAUACACAGCCAUUCCGACUACAUACAGAAAGAAAAACGGUCAAAAACGACGACAGUCUGAAAUUCGGUCAUGAUACACCAUCUUGUAACUGGUUUUCUAACUUUUAAAGUAAUAUUUUGCAAACUUCUUUUGUUUUUCUGAAUGCUGAAGUGACUCUAUUAAUCAAAUAAGUUCAUUCAAAGUACUGGAAAAAAAUCACUCGCUCAAAUAUUUUGAUGCAAGCUCAAAAAAACGUCAUUUUUUUCCCUAUUUUUCAAUAUAAAAAUAUUUUUAAAACCUGGAAGAUAUGAAAGGAAAACCUUAGAAAAAAAUUGAAAACAAAUAAUAUGAGAACAAAAACCCCUCAUCAAAAAGAAAAAUUGACCAAAAAAUUCCAAUGAAAGUCAAAAUUUCCAGGUGGUCCUAUCCUUAUUGAACGGUCAAAAAACCGUUUUUUCGAUGGAAUUUUCGUAGGAAAAGUGCUAGGAUAAUGAAAGUUUGGCUCUGAGGGUUAUUUUGUACUCUGAAUCGAAUGGCACUUACCAAUUUUUGAUAUCUUUCCGUAUUUUGCCAGAAUGUCCAAAAUCGAGGGGGGUCCUAUCCUUAUUGAACGCAGUGUAGUGGACCUAAUAUAUUUCAAAAAUGGAUUAGAUGUCAUAAAUAUCUUUUCUUCCUAUACAACUUUUUUCCAGUUUCGAGAACGUUUUUGAAAAGAUGAAUAAAACAUGAAGAAGAAAAGAUGAAUGAAAAAGGAACGAUUUCAGAUUGAAAAUAUGUCAGCUGAUUUGUUUGUGAAGGACCCUCAUCUUUUGGAGAAUUAUUUCCAUCGAUGGAAAGUCAACGAUUCAAAUCCGCCAAGUGAAAUCCCUUUUUAAAGAGAGAAAAGCAAAUGAAAAUGUUUUUCAGACAUGAAACACCGCAUAAAAAUGAUUAGAGCAUUGAUUGAGCGAACCGGGAGAAAAAUCCGGAGUUUAAACCUGCAAUCUCUUGAGGACAAUGAAAUUUAGUGAGUUUAAACUGAAAAAGAGAGAAGAUUGGUUUUUUUUUUCAGCUGGUUAUCCCAUUCGGCCGACUAUUUCCCUCGACCGCGCUCUCGCUUUCUGAUCACUGAGUUGGCGGUUUUUGGAAAAUUUUCAUUUGAAAAUAAAGACCUAACAAGGAAAAUAUAGACGAUUCACGGAUAGCUUGGGACGCAAAAAGGCGUGUCCUGUCUGCACUCUCCACCAACCAAGGCACUGUCUCGUCUCUUUUCGUGGCAAGACCCAUUUCUCGAUGGCUCAAGCCAGCCGUGAAUCAGCUAUAUGCAAGAGAACAACUGUGGCCUAAAGAGACGCGAGAGAAAGAUAGAUGUCUGAUUACUUUCCUCUUUUCAGGGUUUCAUUGUUUUCUUCCUUUGACUUACUCGGGAAUGAUCUGGGGAUCUAAAAGGCUACAAAGAAAAAUAGGAUUUUUUCCCAUUUGAAUAAUUGAGGCUAGCCGAGCAGGAAAAUCGCUCGGUUUUUUUUUUCGAAAUCUUGAGGCGUCAAGAAAAACUUCAGAUUGAAGCAUUGUAGGGACAUUGCCGAGGGACAACAUCGUCUGCCUAUCGCAAUGUACUCGGAUAUCGAGACAGAUUCAACGCGCGUCGUUUUGCCGCCGUCUUUCAACUACAUCACGGAAAACAACGCCAAUUCGCUGCCCCCCGCCUAUUUCGACAUGUAUUUCAAGCAUCGUGAAGCUUGCGAGGUGCCUUUUUUGUAGGUUCAUCUCUGAAUUCAGUAUUGGUUGGGCGCGCGCGGCGCCUGGUGACUUCUUUUUUUUUCUAAUUUUUUGAGCUAAUUAAUUCUGAUUUCUUCUUUUAAUUCAAGCAGGUUUCCUGCUUGGGUUUUCAACAGUUUCAGCGCAUAAAAAUCUUCUUUUGGAGAUAGUUAUUCAAAGACUUUCUCAAAAGUUGAAACAGGCUCUGAAAGUGAGCAAGAACUUUGGUAAGUAUUGUAUAAAUGGAAAGAAUUUUGAAAGGGUUUUCCGCACUCAGUAAGCGAAAAUAGAAAUUGAAAUCUCCGCGCGUUCUCCAUCAGUGCCUGAGAAGUAAGAUUAUGACGCGUCCAAAGUAAUUUCGUGACCAUAAGAAUUCACAGUUUCGUCUCGAGAAUCGUAAAAGGUUCGAAACAAGUUUCUCUGAUUUCGGAAAAUCGAGAAAUGAGUUUGUCGUUUUUAAACAGAAACAAGUUUGAGAUGAGGUCAGCUCAAAAUUGUCUAAUUAAUUUCGAUUCGAUUUUGAAGUGGUUAGAAUGCAUCAACUAUUCAUUCUCAUUCAUUGAAAAAAUAAUUAUCAAAAAACAGAAAACCAUUCGAAAAAACACGCUCUUCUCGUAGCACCUUCCUUAGAGGCCAACUUAUAUUUUCAAGCUCUUCCAAAGAAAGGAACUUUUCAGAUAUCGUGCGGUUGCAAGGAGGAGCUUGAUGGAAGAGGCUGUUGGCAGAACGAAGAUUGCCCUUGCUACAAGAUGAACGUGAAGAUGCGGCAACUGCAACGCAAAGCGAAGUCCUUCAAUCAUCCGCCAACCGAAUUUGUAAUUUUCCCUUCUCUUUUGAUCAAGUUUUUUGGCGGCAAAUAAAAGCAGAGGUUAUCGAGAAUGUUCGCCGGGAUUUUCUAUUUGAAAUGAGCGUUUUGGCUUAUCUUCACAACGAAACAUCCAGCCGAUAGUCGUUUCGCUACGAUAUGAAACUUUCUGACUUGUCUGAACUCUCUUUUCCUUCACCGGCGAAGCCAGAAAAGUAUGUAAAUAGCCCGUGAACAAGAGAGAACCUUUGAAAAAAAUAUUUCUCCUAGAAGGUCUCGAAACUUUAUUUUCCUACUAAGAAAGAAACCAGGUUAUAUUUCGAAUAGCCGCGCGGGUUGUAUUUCGAAUAACCCCUUUUUUUUGUCGGUAUGAACCGAAGAAUAGUUUUUUUCUAACAUUUUUCCGAAGGUUUGCUAUUUGUUGUUCUAUCAGAUUCCCAGCCUUACAUUUGUUUGGGUUUGCCAUUUUAGCUCGAAGGUAUGCUUUUCAGAAGACGUACGACCCUUGCUACGUGUUGGAGAGUGGCGACGACGAUUUCAACAUCAAAGUUGGAUUUGCCUGUAGCUCAAGUUGCGCUUGCAGUGGAAACUGUGCCAAUAACGUGCUCCGAUAUGCGACUGAUCCGAUUUUCGGGUUUUUUUUUCUGAUAUUUUUUAUUCACUUACCUUUCUGGGCUGUGAACGUGGCUGUAGAUAACUUUUUUUCUCAUUCUUAAACGCAAAAUUUCGGAUAAAACUUUUCUGAUUUUAAAAACAGGUUGUUGAAAUAUUAAUUCCCCAACAUGAGACUUUUGUUCCCAUCGCCAAGUAUAUACUUCUAAAUGCACCAAAGUUUUUGUUUUUCGAAGAACAAAAAUUCUUUUAAUUGUGCGCAAAUAAAAGUUUGAAACGAUGCACUCAAAUUUGCUCAACCUUAUUAUUUUUACUCAAAAUUAAGGAACGAACGAAAAAUGACGAUGAGCGUUUCCAAAAACUACUUUUUUUUAUAUUCACGUUGAACUGAAUGUUUUUUUCACAGACAGAUUUUGUGUCGUGGAGGGAACCGAAAUCGCUUUUUUUUUUCAAAAAUGGAAAACUUCUGUAGUACAGAAUCAGUACAGUUUAGAACCAUUCGACAUGAAAUGAAAAUUUCUGAAAAGUACCAAUAUGGUAAUACCAAUAUCAAAAACUUAACGUUUCAUUCACGGUAUGCUUUUAAAGACCUUUUUAAGGCUUGAACUGUACCGAAGAGAUAAGAGCCUCGGCUUUGGCGUCCGCACGAUGACUUUCAUCCCGAACGGUGAUCUCCCACCGGAAAAGUCUUCCAAUCGUACUAAUUUUCAAGGUUCGCCGGUGUUCGAAUUCGUCGGCGAACUGUGUCAAUCGGCAACGAUAGCAGAACGAAACUCGCAGGACUUCACACUCGAGUUGCACAAUCCCGACCACUUGGGUCCCUUUGGCAAAGGUUUUGAAAGAGAAUCUGCCUCCUGAUAUCAUGGUUUGAUCGAAUAUUUGUUCCAUCAAUGAAUAUAUUUUGAGCAUACCUAUGCGAGUGGCUGGUAUGUGGACCCGAAAACGUCGGGGAACGUCGCGCGAUUCGUCAGCCACGGCUGUUUUCCGAAUCUGGCCUUUUAUAGGUUGCGUAUCAAUUUUUUAUCGUGUUCAAUAAUCAGAACAUAGUUUCUUAAAAGAAAACAGAAGGGCUAUGGAUACCUAAUGCUUUUUUUUUUACAGCGGCCAAAAGGAUCAUAUAACGUAGUAAAUUUAGAAAACAAGUCUUGUCAGGGUUCUACGUAUAAAUUGGCUCUGAAACUUUCGUUGUGAUUCUCAUUGCGCCUUUUUACGUCUUUUCCCUCCGCCUUGUUAACAUUCCUAGACAAAGAGUGGGUUUUCAAAAAAGUGGGAAAAAUUCUAAAAGCCUUGUUCUUAUAAAUUUUGCGACCGGUAAGAGAUAAAAAGGGAAGAUGUAUUUCUGUAAUAAAUUAGAAGACCCUAGAAUAAAAUUUUGUUUUUUUUUCUCAAAAAUCAACAACUUUAGUGGCGAAAACCGAGAUUUUGCAUAAUAUUCCUUGAUAAAAUAUUUGUUUUGUACAAUCAAAACUUACAAUUCAAGAGACUACUGUUCAGGGUGUACUCGAAAGGACUUGCGCCUCAUCAAGCCCAUUUGGUCUUCUUUGCAAUGGAAGACUUGCCCGCCGGCACCGAGGUCCGUGAAAGAUCUUUUCAAACUUUCGAGAAACUUUUGCGUUUUGUUUUAUUAUUUGCGGGUUUGAAUCUUCAGAUCACACGAAAAGCCAGAAUGUUUUUGAAAAACCUCAUCAGUUUUCAACUUGCUAAUUAACCUGUUUCAGCUCUACUUUGACUACGGACCGGAUUACCUGAAAGAAAGCGGCGUGAUUGAAUGUCUGUGCAAUACGUUGGGCUGUACGAGGACGGCGACUUUCGAAAAGCUCGCCAAACUUGACGACGAAUCGGUUUGUGCAGAAAUUUAUCAGAAGAAACAAGAUUUUAUCGAUACAUUUGAGGUGAAAACGUUGUUGGAAAUGCGGCUGCAUGAUAAACAUCGUCAGCGAGAUUGGAUCAACGACGUCUUGGCCGAUGCCGACUUGAGUAAGUUCUCUUUUGUUGAAAAAUAAGUUAUUCAAGUUGAAAUCAUGUUUUCGGGGGUUUGAAAGGGAAGGAUCCUUUCAAUACUUAAAAUAACAUUGAAAAUGGCUUUACACUCCCUAGUCAGACUGUUGCGAAAAAUCAAUUAAAACACAUCCAAAACUAUUUCAAGUAUAAUUUUCAUUCAGUUUCAAGUGUCACGAAAACUCUGAAAAAUGAUUUUCAACCUUAUCAAUACAAAAAACAGGCCAAAGUUUGAGAAAAUUUAGAAAGGGUUUUUUUGGACCACUGUAAUUCUUGAGUACUUAUUGCUAACUGUCCGUUUUUUUUUCUUACUUUCAAAAAUUUUUUCAACGUUUUUAUUAGAAUAAUCAUCUCCUCGUUUUUUCGAGAAAAGGUCACAGGACAAUUGUUCUCGAAUAUUACCUUAUAUAAAAACUUCAGCCCAGAUUUACUUGACCAGAAUCGAAUUUCAAGUGUACAAAUCGUUUUUUUUCAGGCACAGAUGAUGAAGCAUGA